This is a messenger RNA of Oxyura jamaicensis (ruddy duck), 6018 nucleotides long. RefSeq names its product suppressor of cancer cell invasion (gene SCAI). Gene Ontology annotation, biological process: DNA-templated transcription. The transcript is spliced from 17 exons. NCBI's taxonomy places the organism in Eukaryota, Metazoa, Chordata, Aves, Anseriformes, Anatidae. The record is from RefSeq and is a predicted model, not a curated record. Gene Ontology annotation, molecular function: transcription corepressor activity. The coding region runs from base 195 to 1892 and encodes 565 amino acids. Gene Ontology annotation, cellular component: nucleus.
AUACUGACUGCAUGAAACAUACUUAGCCAUUUAAGCAACCCCUCGUUUUUUAGAGAUCUGUCUGAAGUUGCUCUAGAGCAUCCGAUCGUCCCCAGCGGAGCGCUGCAGAACCCAGGGGCCUCGCCGCAGGAUUUAGGUCAAGCUUGCUGCAGAACGCACGGGACCUGGGGACUGAAUUUGCCCUAAAAGAAAUCAUGUCAUCAGGAGGAGCUGAAGAUGAUAUUCCUCAGGCAGAGAGGAAAACAGUUACAGACUUCUGCUACUUGUUGGAUAAAUCUAAACAGCUCUUCAAUGGCUUAAGGGAUUUACCUCAGUAUGGGCAAAAGCAGUGGCAAUCCUAUUUUGGGCGAACAUUUGAUGUUUACACCAAACUCUGGAAGUUCCAACAGCAGCAUCGACAAGUAUUGGACAAUCGGUAUGGGUUGAAGCGGUGGCAAAUUGGGGAAAUUGCUUCCAAGAUUGGGCAGCUCUAUUACCAUUAUUACUUGCGCACUUCAGAAACCAGCUAUCUCAAUGAAGCUUUCUCCUUCUAUUCGGCAAUUAGGCAGAGGUCAUACUACUCCCAAGUCAACAAAGAAGACAGGCCUGAAUUAGUGGUUAAGAAGCUGCGUUACUAUGCAAGGUUUAUAGUGGUUUGUCUCUUGCUCAACAAAAUGGAUGUUGUGAAGGACCUUGUAAAGGAGCUGUCAGAUGAAAUUGAAGACUACACUCAUCGUUUUAAUACUGAAGAUCAGGUGGAGUGGAACCUGGUUCUUCAGGAAGUGGCAGCUUUUAUUGAGGCAGACCCUGUAAUGGUUUUAAAUGAUGACAACACCAUUGUAAUCACCUCCAACAGGCUUUCUGAAACCGGAGCUCCAUUGCUAGAACAGGGAAUGAUAGUGGGACAGCUUGCUCUUGCAGAUGCACUGAUUAUUGGGAACUGCAAUAACCAGGUCAAGUUCAGUGAAUUAACAAUUGAUAUGUUUCGAAUGCUACAAGCACUUGAAAGGGAACCAAUGAAUUUAGCUUCACAGAUGAAUAAACCUGGAAUGCAAGAGUCAACAGAGAAACCAGCCAGGCGGGAAAACCCCCAUAAAUAUCUACUUUAUAAACCAACUUUCAGCCAGCUGUAUACGUUUUUAGCAGCAUCAUUUAAGGAGCUGCCUGCAAACAGUGUACUGCUGAUUUACUUGUCUGCCACGGGCGUGUUCCCAUCAGGUCGUUCGGAUAGUGAAGGUCCAUAUGAUUUUGGUGGUGUUCUGACAAAUAGUAACCGGGACGUUAUAAAUGGAGAUGCUAUCCACAAGCGAAACCAAUCUUACAAGGAGAUGCACUGUCUUCACCCUGGAGAUCUCUACCCUUUCACAAGAAAGCCUCUCUUUAUCAUUGUGGAUUCAUCAAACAGCGUCGCCUAUAAGAAUUUCACAAACUUGUUUGGACAACCAUUGGUGUGCUUGCUUUCUCCAACAGCAUAUCCAAAAGCAUUACAAGAUCAGUCUCAGCGGGGUAGCCUCUUCACACUCUUUCUGAACAAUCCUUUAAUGGCAUUCCUAUUUGUCUCUGGAUUAUCAAGCAUGCGCAGAGGUUUGUGGGAGAAGUGUCAAGACUACCUUAGAAAAAUCAAUCGAGAUAUUGCCCAGCUGCUGACCCACUCCCGCUCCAUAGAUCAGUCCUUUCUUCAAUUUUUUGGGGAUGAAUUUCUUCGUUUGCUUCUAACAAGAUUUAUUUUCUGCUCGGCUACUAUGAGGAUGCACAAAAUUUUCCGGGAAACACGAAAUUAUCCAGAAUCUUAUCCUCAGCUGCCAAGAGAUGAAACAGUGGAGAACCCUCACCUCCAAAAGCACAUUUUAGAGCUGGCUUCCAUACUGGAUGUUAGAAAUGUUUUCAUGGAAAACACUCUCGACGACUAUUAAAAGAAACUGUCUUACUGCAAAGGGGUUUCCCUGGCCACAGAUUUUGAAUGGUGCAGUUUUCUAAUGUGAAAAUCAUAAAAGGAAGUACUUGAUUUUAUUUUUAAACUUAGGACCAUUAUUUUAAAAAGUAACAAUAAACAGCUGUUAGGUUAGCUGUUCCAUACUGUAUGGGGUCAAUUUUAUAAGCAGAAGUUUUCAUGUCUUGUAAAUGUUAAACUAAAGAAUCACUAGAGGUUUAUUUGUGGUCUUGUGGAUAUCAACCACAUUUCCAACAGCUGAUCCUAAGCAUAUACGUACUAUUGGUUACCUUUAGCCCACGUUUGUGGAAAUUCUUUAUUUUUAUAUAAAUUUUAAGAAAUUGGAAAAAAUCAAUAAGAAAAAAAAACACACAAUAUUUUAUCCCCAAAGAGUCUGGAUUUGAAAUGGUAAAGGUGGAACAACACAGUGCAAACCAACAAUAGCAAUAAUACAGAGUCCUUCAUAACAAAUAUAUUUUUUCAGUCUUAGGCGAGUAAGUAGACAAAACUGUGGAAGAUUAAGUUGUACUCGGAGGCAGCAGGUUUGAAAUGAAGUUGUAUAGAAAUUAAUGCUCCCUUUAAAUUUGACACACCAAUUUAUAUAUAAAUUUGUACUGCUGACCAAGAACACAAUUUCCACUCUGCCUGGCUGGGUAGGUGGUUAGCAGGUUAGUAAAUUAGAAACUAAGAAAGCUAGCCCCCUUUUCUCAAUGUAGUAAGGAUCAUCUUGCCAUUUGUAUUGCUGCCAUGAUUUCCUAGGAGAGGGCAUUCUUCAUUUUGAGAUACUAAACAGAAAUCUUUAAAUUUUCAGCAGGUAUGUUACCCUAUUUUCUUUGUGUGGAUGAAAUGUGAGGCUCCCACAGUAUUACUAGUCCCUGGUUGGAGUUGAAAGAAUGCCCCAAAAAGCACUGAAUACAAACAAUCCCUUCCUGUCACUCAUUUAUCAGACCAAUCUCUGCUGGAUCCCAGUGCCCCAGGAGAGAUGCUGGUGCUCCUCUCACAGGUUAAACAAAGCGGGUGCUGCCAUAAAGCCCUGUUAGUGUUUUGAGUGCCCAUCAGUGCAUCUCGGUCCUUUGUUUGAACCAGUAAAACUGGGGGGCUGUAGUUAUGUUUGGCAGAACUGUGGGCUCCCUCAGACUUGGUAUGUUAAGUACAGUGGCCUCUGCAAAGGCACUUGCUGGAGAAGGCUGUUCUGACUGCUGGGAAAAGUCCUUGCCUGAGUCGUUUGGACUGUACCGCCUUCUUUGCAAAGCUAGAGCACCUCUUGCAACUCCUGGCAGUGAAGGCAUGAUCAGAGGGAAGGAAAUGAAAAUAUUUUAGUUAAAUAAGCCAAUGUUCACUGUGCCAUAUACUAGAAAGGCAGUGAAAGAACAAGUCUGAUCAGUUCUUUUAAUGUUGAACCCCAGCCAGGCCUCCGUUUUUGUUGGGCAAAAAAUGCAGAAUUUGGUGACUACCAUAGUUACUACAGUAGACCUGUUUGUAGUGCUGUCAUGCAAGGUAUGAUCUACUCAGCUGGCAUAGUGCAGGGCAGCAGAUCAGCUCUGACUGAUGCUCAUUCAGCUGAAGAGAGCGCAGUAUGGAAUAGCAAGAAUUGCUGGAGUGUAGGUUGAAGUUUGUAUGAGGGUUCUCUGUAUCUGGGCUGUAGCUGAUGCAACCCAUUCUUUAAUUUCCCAAGUGUUAAAAAAGAAAAAACGUGUUUGUUCUAAGCAGUCUUGAAGCUAUUAUGUUGCCCCCACCAUCACUUGGUGCUGCUCUUCUUGGACUAUGGCAGGACUUUGUUACAUGGAAUGUGGAGUUUAUUUUAAAGAGUGUGUGUUUGUGUGUGCAUGUGUAUUCUAGGCGUUUGUGUGUAUAUGUACAAUACGCAUACAUCUACUGGCUGGUGUAAAUUGUAAAUAUGUAUAUAUGUAUAGGUACUUGUAUAUGUAUUAAAAAGUAUGAAACAGUACAAUGUCUAUAUACAAAAUUUAUAUAUACACACAUACGCCAUUCUGGGUGCAUUCCACGAAGUAUACCAGAUCAUUUGUGCUUGUAGUAAAGGUUAUUGCUCUUCUGCUGUUGUAAUUCUCUGUUUUCAUGGACUUGCACUUGGUUCUUGAAGUAAUUCAGAUCUGAUUUCAGGUACAGGAGGCCUCAGUUAGGCAGGGGGAACAAGUACUCCUGUAUGUUUGACGGUGAUUAGAUUCAUAGAUUCUUAACUGUGAAGCUGAUGAUCUGCCUUUUCUUCUGGUAGGAGGUCCCCAGAUACUAAAACGUGGGAUUGUACGUGGAAGCUGAAAAUAGUGAAAGCCUUUAAUGCAGCAGCAAGGGAUAGAUACGCAUCAUCUGUUACCCCGGCUGCUGUUCCUCCUCCAGCAGUGUUCAGCUUGCACGGGAGAGGGGAAUUCAGGUUUCCCCAGCUCCACUGCCUUCCAGUCAAAUGCUUUUGUUUUGCUUUAGCUUUUGCUUUGAUGAAGCUGUUCUCAUUUUGGCUCUGUGUAUCUGGACAAUAGUAUGCUAAUUGUAAGCAUGGGAGUGAUGAUUCCAGCAGCGUGGGCUGGUGACCCUCUGUGGGAUGCUGUUACCUGACUGGGGAAGCCUUGGCAGACUGCGAGUCUUCACUUUAGCUGGGCUGAAGCGAGGAGUCCUUGCUUGUGAUCUGGGAGGCUUCUAAUCCACUGUGCAGCCCUGAGAAGAGGUUUUGUUUGCUUGUUACCAACAUAGAUCUAAUCAGAGGAGAACGCGCUUUUUUUAAAUAAAAAACAAAGCAAAGAUGAAGAAGCUAGAAUACAUGAGGAGAAUUUAAGGCUUUGGAAAUGAGUUCAGAAGUUGAACUUCUUAACAGCAUUGACUGUCCAAGUCAAAAAUUCAUUCUGGAAGUCCCUCAUUCUCUUCUUACCUGCUUGACCCUUGCUUCAGAAGGUUUGCUGCUGACAAGAGUAUUCAAAGAUGCUGAUUUUACUGCUGUUGUGUUAGUAGGAGUACAAAAUUGUAAGAAAAAGGCUGAUACCUUCUGUCUGCUCUAGCUGUAGAUAGGAUGAGUAUCUGAUCUUAGAUUUUGAGCCAGCCCCCUCCCUUCUGGCCCAAAACAACUGCUUUCAAGAUGAAAAUAUUGCUAUUUUCCCUCCUUGUCUUGUUUGAACUUACUAAGUCAUUCUAAACUUGUGCUACUCUGUGCUGUGUGCUGUGGUUGUAGGUACCUUCUCUUUGUAUGCUUGUAUGUACUGAAGAAAAAAUUGGUUUGUGUAUCUAGCAGUCCUCACUGGAAGCGAAGGAAAGACUGAAGCAUUUUUAAGUGAGAACAGUUCCUUUUCUUCUCAGGCCUAAUGCCUUCCCUCUUGUCUCAUUAACCCUUUCUUCACAUAUAACUAUAUUGCAUAUGUUAGUGGAUAAGAUUAUGCCACCAAGCAAUACUGAACUAAAAGGGUAAAUUUUGUAUGUAAUAAUAUACUAAGAGAGGAAAAUGUGAGCUGUACUGAAUGUCUGUGUCGGACUACUUCUGCCUGGCUCCCUACUUACUGCAUGUGAUACGUUCAAAUUAAUCCUACUUCCACAGGAGGCACCUCUAUUCCUACUCCUCUGUUCAGACUGGCUUUAGAACAUCUAGGUUAGUGUUGUUGCCUCCUGUUUUUUCCCUGUUUGACUUCUCAGAAUAACAGUGAGAGGGGAAGAGAGGGUCAUGAAUCUUUACAGCUCUGUGUUUAACUACUCUUGGGAUGUCAUGUAUCAUUUUCUCCAUGCACAGCUAAAUGGAGCACUAGCUUCUGCGGGCUGUGUGCACUGGAGUUGCUCCCUGGAGCGCUUUCUUGAAAAGUUUCAGGACUUGGGGUGAUUUGUCAAAACAGUAUCUGUAAGGUCGUGACUUAUUAAAACUCUCAAGACAGGGAGAUGUGCAGAGAUGUCUUUUAAAGACCAUAUGAAAUAGAUAAGGAAAGGGAAUUAGACGUAAGGUAAUCAUCUUCAAAAGCUACAACUUCAGUAGCUUUGGUCAGGCUUCCCUUCUAAGGAUGGAAGUAUUGCUCCAUCGUUCAUCCGCAGGCAUGCUGUUGUGAAGUGCCUCCCCCUGCUUUGCCUUCCUCCUUGCGCUGUAACUCCAUGCUAUGCCUGAAAUCUGCUUUUUCCUGAAAGCU